Molecule: messenger RNA, 1899 nt
Organism: Pogona vitticeps (central bearded dragon)
Lineage: Eukaryota; Metazoa; Chordata; Lepidosauria; Squamata; Agamidae
Source: RefSeq, a predicted model, not a curated record
ACUACUGCUUGACGUCUCCUUUGGGGCUGCCCGACCAGGGAGCCUUCCGGGAUCUUGCGCCGGCAGAGAGAGAAAAGAUGGUACCAAGAUAAUGCCGUGAUUCAAGGCCGGUCGGUCGAGCCGGUUGCUUCCCGCUGAUGAGCCAUGGCAGGAUAUUCUUCGUCGGAGGACGGCAAGGGGACAUCGUCGUCCCUGAAUGAUGCAGGGCAGGAGAGAGAGGUAGUCGUAACCCAGACCGGCCACUUGCUGGAGGCUUUCACACCCCCAGACCCGACGGCAGAUGCCAGCAAGCCCCCCACGGAGGAAGAGGGCCUGGAAGAGUCGGCCUUCCUCGUUGCCAGGCAGAUUUCCAAACCGUCUCCGUUCCAAGAGGUCCAGCCGGUUCAGGAUGAGGCUUUACAGCCAGAGGUGCGGGUUCGAAGGAAGGAAGGACUGGCGCUUCAGGAGGCCAACAAAGGGUGGGCUGUGGACCUGGAACAACCAGGGCAUCCGCCGGGUCCCCGGAAGGAGGAAAAAGAAGAAAAUGUUGCUCACACAGGGCCAGAGAACGGACCGAGACGUCCUCUUAAGGAGCCAUCAGCAUUCUCUCGAGAAGCACCAAAGCAGAUUUGGUUCCAGGACUGGGAGGAGGAGAAAGAAGUGAGAGGAACCCAACCAGUGGCUGAAAAAGAGGAGCCCCUUGUCCCGGAUUCAAAUCUGGAGAGCAAGAUCGUCGCGGUGAUCCCUCAGCAGACCCCCCACGAGAACUCGGGGGUCAUCGGCAGAGACGUUUCCAGGGGGACAUCCCGCAAAAUCAAGUACGAAAUACCCACCAGUGCCUCAUCGGUGAAGGAAACCGUGCUCCGAACAGAAACAAAGGCUUGGCUGUCGAAAGAGGAGGCCCCGAGCGCCACCGUGAUCUACCCGAAGCCCAAUGCACGUCCGAUGGGGAAAGAGAAAAGCUUCCACAACACCAUGGGGGGAAUCACCACCCACCUGCAGGAAGCCGGCAGCAGUUCCACCUCGGCCAUGGUCAACAGCCUCAACUCCUUUGUGGAGUCGCCCGUUGGCCAGGUCUUCGCCGACACCAUCGAGCGGGCCCUGCAGAAAUCCGAGGAGUGGCUCAACUAUUACCUCCCGUCACCGGAGAACCGAGAGGCCCCUUCCAGCGCGGCGACGGAGGAGGAGCGGCGCGACGUGUCUUUCCCGGACCUGUGCAAGGAAGGGUGCUUUGUGCGGAUCAACUCCCUCUCCACCCAGCUGAGAAACCGGGCCUUCAAGUACGUCCUCCGCCAGCUGAAGGCCACGCGCCGGAGCACCCAGGAGCACCUCUCUCUCCUGGAUCAGGUCCUUGACUUGGUAGAGCAGUCCAGUCGUGUUGCGCCGUCCAGUUUAGUCAAAGUCCCUGAAAAGCUGUCCAGCAUGUGGGCGUACUGGACCACGGACCAAGACUCUGAUGGCAGCCAGGGGCCGAGAAGGCAGAAGAGCGACUCCAUCUCUUUUCUGCCAGAGCAACUGGAGCUGAAAGCGCUGAGCCUGACUCGGAUCGUGGCCCGGGAGCUUUACACCACCUACCACAACCUCCUCCCGCACAUUCCCGAACUUCCGCUCCACCUCCAGGAGAAGGCUUCCCAAGUCUACGAAAGCCUGGAAGAACUCCAGUCCCACCUGGCGAAGUCCCCCUCCCUCCGAGAUCUGCCGUCCCACCUCGCGAUCCACAGCCGGCAGAAAAUUGCCAGGGCCCGGGAAAAUCUGGACGAGAUCUUGGAUUUUAUGGCGGAAAACCCGCCGACUCAGUGGCUGUCCCCAGCGAGCUCCUCCAGGGCUUAUAAAGAGCCGUUGUUCGGAGAAGGGAGCAAGCCCCCCGAGCCACAAAACAAGGGGGCCCCACCACCGCCACCACCACCUCCUCACCUUUAA